CCAUUUCGGUUUCAGUAUCUUGGAUACUUGAAGCUUGCCAGCAGUCAGUUAGUUGAGGCUUUUGUCUUCGGUUGGGACGUUAGCGUAAGGCGCGAUUGAAAUAUAACUUGUGCUGCAGCAGUUUGAAUGGGGCGUUGUCGACCGUCAGUGCCACUCACUGCGAUACCUGCUUGCUGAACACAAACAGCAUUUGCCAACUCGGUAUCCGGAUAUCAGUUUUCAACCAAAACAAAGUCUCGAUCAUUUGGUACACAUAUAUCUUUCUCGGUUUACACUAAUUGAAGGUAUAGCGGAUAAGAUAACAGUUUCGAAAUCGCGUCGUCGCGUAAUCUAGAAAAGUAUUCACAGAGUAUAGUUAGUCAUAACGAUUAAUGGCAGGUGUAUCGCCACCAUUGCGGGAGUGGUUAGUGUUUUUCUGGCCUUUUGAAAUAAUAACAAGCGCAGUUCAGUGAAAGCAUGAAAAAUUAUAGAAUCAAGUAGCGAUAUAUUCUCCCAUUCUUCAUAGCUUUAAGCAGAAAUCUACAUAUAUCGAGUGUGUUCACCUUCGUUGUUCGAUAAAUUCGUGACGUCAGCAGUGUUAUUGUGCAGUGUAUGUGAAAAGUUAAUGCUUAGCCGUUAUCAUGUAAAGUGCGUAUGGAGACAUAGUGUAGCAAAUUCAUAUGUACAUUCAGUCAGCCGAAUUAAACUUCAUACAUAUAUUCUGAAAAUGUUUAGUGCAGUGAUGUAAAUGAUUCAUGGAUCAAUGAUAACAUCAAAAUAAUCGGUCUAUUAUUAAGAUGUAAGUGAUUGUAACUAUUUGUAUACAAUGGAUGAAAAAGAAUACUUUCGGAAGUGCGUAAAGUGUAAAGAUAGUCCUGCAAAAAAGAAAAAAAAAAUAAAAAUAUGUUACGUUACUGUGGUGAUAUUCGGUUUUAUUUUGGGAACGAAUUCAGCCGAAGCGCAAACGCGGGAUCCAAAGUUCUACUCACGAGAAGGUGACCGUAGUUGGCCAUGGCCAAAUCCAGGGGAUCCGGAUUAUAGUACGUAUACUUUUAAUGAUCGACGCUAUGGUCAAUACCAGCCAAGUGGAUAUGGACAAAAGUAUCCCGGACAAAAUUACCCCAAUCAAUACCCGAAAGAUGUGCUUCAAGGAGAAGAUCGGUUUCGCUUUGACCCCAAUCAUCCGAAUAGCCCACAAACGCCGUUUCCGGGUAUUCUUGGUGGCUGGCGAGAAGAUCUGCAGGGAAAGUUGCGGCGCGAUUCAUUAACCCUAGAACGCGAUGUUUUUGUAAAAACGAACUACGGACAAGUACAAGGAUUUAAGGUUCAUCUUUAUGACGAUCCAAAUCCAGCAUCAUUUUUCAGACCAUGGCAUAGCACAGUGGACUAUGUCAAAGGGCAUUGCUCGGUUUUUUUGGGUAUUCCCUAUGCAUUGCCACCUACAUACGAAGGACGAUUUAAGCCGCCUAGGUUGCAUCGAGGCUGGCAAUUAUUACAAGCCGUUGAUUUUGGUCCAGCUUGCCCACAACAUGUACGCCAUGUGGGAGCUACAAAAGGUAUAAGAGAUAUGGACGAGGAUUGUCUUUACUUGAAUGUUUAUUCACCACAGACUGGAGCAGGUGUGGCACAAAAGUAUCCUGUAAUGGUCCACAUUCAUGGCGGUGAAUUCAUACGUGGCGCUUCAAACUUAUUUCCCGGCCAUAUGAUGGCUGCGUUUUACAACGUAGUUGUAGUAACAUUCAAUUAUCGUUUAGGUGCACUUGGGUUCUUGUCCACAGCAGAUGAGAAUUCUCCAGGAAACUAUGGAAUAUUAGAUCAAUCAAUGGCAUUGCGCUGGGUCUACGAUAAUAUCGAAUUUUUUAAUGGCGACCGCAAUUCAAUAACACUUUUCGGACCAGGCGCAGGAGCUGCGUCUGCAGGUCUACUUAUGGUAGCCCCACAAACAAGAAGCAUUGUUACUAGGAUAAUUGCCCAAUCUGGAUCGCCCCUAGCGGACUCGGCAUUUAUUGUAGAUAAGUACCGGGCACAAAAUACAAGUCGAGUGUUAGGACAAUUGCUAGGAUGUUCGAUAGAGUCUUCAUGGAAAUUGGUUAACUGCUUACGACAUGGAAGAAGUUUUUAUGAGCUUGGGAAUGCAGAGUUUGCACCACAAGUGGGCAUGUUUCCAUGGGCUCCAGUAUUGGAUCUAAACUUCACUUUUCCUAAAGACCAUUGGUAUGAAGGCUGGCAUGAACGAGAUUGGAAAUUUCUCUCUGAAACCCCAGAGCAAUUAAUUAGAAAUAAGAAAUUUAAUAGGGGAUUACAUUAUAUGACGGGGGUUACAACGCAGGAAGCAGCUUUUAUGAUAGCACAAAAUCAGUCUUUGGCACCGUAUUUCAACAUAGAUGAGCAGUUUGUAGAACAGAAAAUACAUGAACUAGUAUUCAGGUAUAAUUAUACCCUGAACCCGAAAGGUGUAUAUGAGGCUAUAAAAUAUAUGUAUACAUUUUGGCCUGAUCCACACAAUACCACACGAAUUCGCGAAAAGUAUAUUGAUAUGCUCUCUGACUUUUUGUAUCGAGCUCCAGUAGAUAGAAUGGUGAAAUUACUAUUGGAACAACGAGUUCCCGUUUACAUGUACGUGAUGAAUACCACUGUCGAAGGAUUAAAACUCCCUGAAUGGAGAAAAGUACCUCAUAAUGCUGAGCAUUAUUUUCUGACAGGCGCACCAUUCAUGGAUGUAGAGUUCUUUCCAUCAAGGGAUAGGCUUGAGCGAAAUAUGUGGACUGAUAACGAUCGGAAUAUGAGUCAUUUCUUUAUGAAAGCUUUCACAGAUUUUGCGAGAUAUGGGAAUCCAACACCUCAGCAGAUAUUAGGUCUUCAUUUCGAUUUGGCGUAUCAAGGAGAACUUAGAUAUCUUAAUAUAAAUACUACAUAUAAUUCAUCUAUUCUGAUGAAUUAUAGACAGACAGAAAUGGCAUUUUGGACCCAGUAUCUGCCAACAGUGAUUGGAGUAUUAGUACCAACUUAUCCACCCACAACGGAAUUUUGGUGGGAACCGCGCGAACCUUUACAAAUCGCUUUUUGGAGUAUGUCAACAGCCUGCUUAUUUUUGAUAGUCUUGGUAGUGAUAUGCUGUAUACUAUGGAGAAAUGCUAAGAGGCAAUCGGACCGUUUCUAUGACGAAGACGUAUUUAUGCACGAUGGAGUCGAAUCUGAACGAGAGGGCACUGUUGGAGGAAUUGAAAAUGCCCACAUGAUACAAAAUCAUCAUGCACAGCAAAAGGGGAAUUCAAACGUUUAUGAAUAUCAUGACUCGCCCUCAAAGAGUAAAUCGCCAACCGACACAUCAUCAUCCAUACGAUCACCUAGCACGUUAACCAUGACACAAACCAUCAAAUCAGGUAGCCAAUCAUCAUUGAGAAGUGGAAUUUCACUAAAGGAAUCCAACAUCCAUCCAUUAGCAAAAGAAACGAACUUUGACCGUAACAUCAAAAUGGAUCCCGAUCCGAAGAGCGGAAACCUAGGAAGCAAACAAGAGGAAAAAACACUUUUGGGACGUGACUAUCCAAAUACUCCGAGCGACUCCUUGUCAAAAUCAAAUGUUUUCCCCGUACCGACAGCGAGAAAAAAUUUGAAAACGAGCCGAACUCAGUUGGUGGAAGGGGUUCCGCAAACAUCCGUGUAAUUUUGGAAACUAUUUCACUACAUUCCCUUGUAUAUAAUAAACAUUUGAACAUAUGUCCAUCGAAUAAAAUCUUCACUAAAUGUGGAUUGCCAAAUUCACAGUGAGGUCCUAGUUUGUACUGCAUUCGGUUGGUAUCCGUCUACGCUGGGUAAGUUUUCAUUAUCGUUGUUUAGACGACUUCGCUAUAUGAUAUAAUAAACAAUUCUAAGUACAAAAACUCGUCUUUAGUAUCACAACAUGGCAACGCUCCUAAAUUUCUUCAUUAAAUUAAUGGUAACUGAAUAAACUUGAUGCGUGAAUGCUAAAAGAUAAAUCCAAUUUAAUUAGGAUAGCAACUACUAAUUCCUUUUGUUAAAUAUCUUUCGCAUUUGCAAAGCAGCAGAUGUGGGUAAGAAUGUUCUUAAUAUAGUUACUUGAUACAUGUACACUACAUUUCCUCCCAUAAACGUCUUGAUUAUUGCACAAUCUGUGCUUACUUUGUGUGUUUUGUAUAAAUAUUUUUGCAUGUUUCAUUUCAUUGACCACAUAUAUGGUACAUAAAUAAAUGCUUGUAUGGAUGCAAUAAAUGAUAGUUCACCCUUCUAUGUUAAUUUUAAAUGACACGACAAUUGAACAGUUGAAAGAAUGUCUCAGUACAUUUACGAAUAUAUUUUGAUUAGUGAUAAGGCUUCUAUUAUAUGUAAACUCAGUGCAUAUGUCCUGAAAUAUCAGUAAUCCGUCCAAUUAUAGUUUUAAUCCUGUAAUGUAUAUCGUUCUUGUUUCCAAAUUAUCUCUUGUAUAUGAACGAGCUUGUAUUUGGAGAAUUUCGUUUGUCUGUAGUUAAGGUUGUAAUCUAAGCUACUUUUGUACUCGUCCAUUAACGUUAAUAUAAGUUUAUACAUUCCAAAAUAA
Molecule: messenger RNA, 4537 nt
Organism: Hermetia illucens (black soldier fly)
Lineage: Eukaryota; Metazoa; Arthropoda; Insecta; Diptera; Stratiomyidae
Gene: Gli
Product: cholinesterase
Exons: 7
Coding region: 806-3646 (946 amino acids)
Cellular component (GO): septate junction; cell surface; tricellular tight junction
Source: RefSeq, a predicted model, not a curated record